Messenger RNA from Strigops habroptila (Kakapo), 2533 nucleotides. It is a transcript of the gene LRATD1, whose product is annotated as LRAT domain containing 1. The transcript has 2 exons. The record is from RefSeq and is a predicted model, not a curated record. Bases 154 to 1008 code for a protein of 284 amino acids. NCBI's taxonomy places the organism in Eukaryota, Metazoa, Chordata, Aves, Psittaciformes, Psittacidae.
AUAGCGGAGCGGGGCGUGCAGCGGGGAGGGACGGGGCUCGCUUCCUCUGCAGCGCCGAUGGGGACAGGACGACUUUAAAGGAGUUUGAGGGGGGUUCUGGCGCUGGGCGACCACGGAUCCGGCGAUUCCUGCCCUCGGCUCGUCCUGUCAUUGAUGGGAAAUCAACUGGAUCGCAUCACCCACCUGAAUUACAGCGAGCUGCCGACCGGGGACCCCUCGGGGAUCGAGAAAGACGAGCUGCGCGUCGGGGUGGCUUACUUCUUUUCGGAUGAGGAGGAGGAUCUGGACGAGCGAGGCCAGCCAGACAAGUACAGCGUGAAGGGCUCCGGCAGCCCUGGCCAGGAGACGCCCACCCACCACCUCCACCACCAGCUGGUGCUAAACGAGACCCAGUUCUCCGCUUUCCGCGGCCAGGAAUGCAUCUUCUCCAAGGUCAGCAGUGGCCCCCAGGCCGGGGACCUCAGCGUCUACUCCGUGUCAGCCCUGCCUGCCCUCUGCAAGCCGGGGGACCUUCUGGAGCUGCUCUACCUGGGGCCGUCGGAGCACCCGCCGCCGCACUGGGCAGUGUACGUGGGCAGCGGGCAGAUCAUCCACCUGCACCAGGGGCAGAUCCGCCAGGACAGCUUGUACGAGGCGGCCGCGGGCAACGUGGGCCGGGUGGUGAAUAGCUGGUACCGCUUUCGCCCGCUGGUGGCUGAGCUGGUGGUGCAAAACGCCUGCGGGCACCUGGGCUUAAAAAGCGACGAGAUCUGCUGGACUAACUCCGAGAGCUUUGCCGCCUGGUGCCGCUUCGGGAAAAGGGAGUUCAAAGCCGGGGGGGAACUGCAGGCUGCUGCCGGCACCCAGCACCAGCAGCAAUACUAUCUCAAGAUCCACUUGGCGGAGAACAAGGUGCACACAGUGAGGUUCCACAGCCUGGAGGAUCUAAUACGCGAGAAGCGCAGGAUCGAUGCCAGUGGCAAACUGAGGGUGAUCAAAGACCUGGCUAUAGUGGAUGGGAAGGAGUAGGGAGGAGCAGGGGUUCACAGCGAUCUUCCUUCUGCCCUGCCCAGGGAGACCAGCCUGCCACAGAAACAGGAGGCUGCACCCUCUUUCCGUGGGACGCGACUGGAAGCAGGAUCCAUGGCAACAUUCCAGAAAACCAGCAUUCUUUACACCCAUAGCCAGUAUUUUGUUUGGCUUUUAAUAGCAUUAAUGCUGAAAGAGCAAGAGAGAGGAAGAAAAAAGGGGGGAGGUGCAGGAAGGCUGUUCUCACAGUAUGUGGACAAAGUCUCUCCUGUUGAUUGAUGUUGACCAUUCUAGCAACACACCAAUAAAAUUUCAAAUUGAAAUUUUUUUUAAAUUUUUAUUUCAUGGCUUUAAUCCAUGAUAAGUUUUAAACAGCAGGGGCCAUGGAUGUGGAUUUAGCUAAAUGAGUUUCUAGCUAAUAUUUGCCUUGCAGCCAACCAAAAGCAUCAGUCAUACUUUGCUGACUGGGAAGGGAAGGGAGUUGGGAGGGGCAGAGGGGCAAAUGCCUCUUUCUUUUGUUUCUCAGCCCUGUUGAACCAGACUGUAGCUGCAACCCAAAUUUUGUCCCAGCCAACUCUGUCAAGAUGCUAACAGGGGAAAAUGCUUCCAUGUUUCUGCUUGAAAUCUAUCACAUUUAAAGUAUUUGUUUUUGCUUUCUGUUUGCAGCUCUCUGCUAAAUGUCAUCAUAAUGCAUAAGCUCGUUCCACCUCUUCCAUCCUCCCACCUUCCCCCCCUUUUUUUUUUUUUUCUUUCCUUUUGGAAAAAACUUGGUGAGCAGCUGUUUUCCUGAGCUUCAUUGGUUAAAGGAAGUGGUGUAUUUUGGAGAACAGUAUACUGUGUUGCUCCUCAGAGGUCCAGCCUCUAGGAUGUCAUGCUUGAGCUGUGGAUUUGUAUCGCUGUAGUGAUUCUCACUGCACCACUGCUUCAAUACCUCUUCAUGCACAGGUCAAUAGAAUCCUGCAAGAAACAAAUAGGUUUGAAUUUUGCAUGUUGCCUUCUUGAACCACCAAUUCAUUGCAUAUUUUCAAUUCCACUUAAAGAAAAUAGAUGUAAUAUGGCCAAGUUCAUCUUUCAUUUCAAAUUCUAAGCAACUAAAAAUCCUGUUCAGUCUAAGUUUAGAAAUCCACAGCUGCAUUUAAAAGAUGCCUUUUAAUGUGAUGUGAGCAAUGCCUUGUCUGUAUUUCAGAUCCCAUUCACUCAUUGCUUAAUUCUAAGUUUUUAAGUGAAAGAUCAGAGUAUUAAAUAUAUAUUGAAAAAAUAUCUCAACAUGCUAAGUAUACUGGGGCAUUUCUAGAGCUGUCUAUUCUCUUUAAUUAUUCUUGAGCUGCAUACAACUUGUAAUAAGCAUUUUGUCUGCAUGUUUCAGUACUGGAAAGAAAAUGCAUUUGUUUUUGUCCCCUCUUCCAACAUCAAUGUCAGAUGGCAGAACAGAAGUAAUAUCCCUCUUCUGUGUAUAUGAUACACUCCACCCCUAUCAAUGUACUGUGUCCUGGCUCCUUUUUGUAUUAAACAAUGUCAUAAGCAA